This is a messenger RNA of Linum trigynum, 213 nucleotides long. Lineage: Eukaryota; Viridiplantae; Streptophyta; Magnoliopsida; Malpighiales; Linaceae. The record is from the annotation of a GenBank genome assembly.
AUGGAGCCAGACAAGCCCACAAACUCAAAAGAAGCCCCAAACCCAGCUGUCCCGGCGAUUGAUCGUUACAAUGAUCACCAUUUCAGAAGAAUCGGUGAGCAAGUUUGGAUAGCCAUACCUGCUGCCGCCGUGUUCUUCUUGAGCAGGGGAGGGACUAGGGAGACGCGGCGGAGAAGAGUGGCAGAGCAGCGGCGGAAUAGAGGCGGAGCAUAG